This is a messenger RNA of Theobroma cacao (cacao), 1770 nucleotides long. NCBI's taxonomy places the organism in Eukaryota, Viridiplantae, Streptophyta, Magnoliopsida, Malvales, Malvaceae. The record is from RefSeq and is a predicted model, not a curated record.
AUGGAUCCCUCAAGCUCCAUUUCCUCUGAACUUACUAUAGACGAACAAGCUGUGCAAGUAGAGAUCACCACCCGUUUGAAAAGUGAAUUAUACAAGGCUGCAUUUAAUGGCAAUUUGGAAGCAUUCGAUGCUUACCAGGGCUCUCUUCAUUGCCUAAUGACCCCAAACCAAAACACAGUGCUCCAUGUUCAUUUGGCAUCCCCAGAUGACGGGACUGGAUUGAUCAUUCACUUAUUUCCAUUUCUAUGUUGCUAUUUUAGAUUCCCAGCCAAAAGUUUAAGAUCCACCAACUUUGUUGAACAAAUUCUUAACAGGAGCCCAUCAUUACUACUGAAACCCAAUGCCAAAGGAGAAAUUCCUUUACACAUUGCAGCGAGGUUUGGGAAAGUUAACAUAGUGGAGCUUCUCAUCAAGCACGCAAAAGCUGAACACAGAGGCCUAGAGAAUGAGAUAGAACCAGCGAAGCAGAUGUUGAGAAUGACAGAUAACGAGAAAAAUACAGCUCUGCAUAAAGCAGUUCGAUAUGGCCAUGUUGAGGUGGUGCAUGCAUUGAUUCAAGAAGACCCUGAUUUCUCAUAUUCCGUUAAUAAAAGCGGAGAGAUUCCACUUUACAUUGCAGCUAGGAGAGGAUAUGAUCGCUUGGUGAGAAUGAUAUUAGAUAGAUGCGAAUCCUCUAAUCAUGACGGCCCCUGUGGUAGAACAGCUUUGCAUGCAGCAGUUAUGUCCUUUGAUAUAAAGAGUACAGGAGAGAUCUUAAAGAAGAGAAAGAAUUUGAGAAAAGCAGCAGAUGAAAAUGGACAGACUCCGCUUCACUAUGCUGCACAUUUCGGUUACGACCGAAUUGUGAAGCUAUUGCUGGAAUGGCCCCUGUCUGCAGCCUACAUAAUUGAUAAAGAGAAGAUGACACCUCUUCUUAUGGCAGCUAGGCAAGGCAGUUAUCGGACAAUGAGAGAGAUUAUCAACCAUUGUCCGGGUUGUUGCGAAAUUGUGGACAAAAAAGGCUGGAACUUUUGUCACUUCGCUGCCGUUUCUUUAUUUAUCAUAGAUCUAUGUAAAAUGUUCCUUCCAGCUAACAAAUUAUACAGUUGUAGAAGAUUUCUGGACGAGGAAGAUAUCCAUGGAAACACACCUCUCCAGGUGUUGGCUGCUUCCCGCGAUUUAAGUUUUUGGAUUGGUCACACGUUUAAAGAUGAUGUGGUAACGGUUUCAAAGGAGAACCUUGAUUCCAAGAAAAAGGAACAAAUCUCACAAUUAUUAAAUGAAGUCAGUAGAGGAGAAGUGGCUGGUGUAGCAGUUUGUCCCCUACUCCAUAAUUCGAUAGACCUGGAACGCUUUGAUAAAGCAAGAGAGGCUCGUUCAUUCGUUGCAGGCCUUAUCGCCACCGUAACGUUCGCCGCAGCAAUUACCUUACCCGGUGGUUACUAUAGUGAUCAAGGCACAGCAAUCCUAAGUCAUAACACUGCUUUCAAAGUAUUUGUUAUAGCAGAUGCCAUAGCCAUGGUUUUCUCUUUGUUAGCUAUCAACCUUAACUAUCUGUCCGCGCUACCCAUUGCAGUUGCAAAAAGAAGACUAUCCGGAGCUUUUCCAUUUAGCCUCAUGUCGUUGUUCAGCAUACUUAGUGAAGUAGCGCUCGUGAUAGCUUUCGUCGCAAGCUUAUAUGCAGUGUUAAAAUCUUCGUUGACACCUGCUAUUAGCGCUUGCACCAUUACCCCGGGCUUCUAUUACUUUUAUUUGUGGUUGAGGUAUUGCGUGUUGCUUCUUAGCUAUUAG